Messenger RNA from Trypanosoma cruzi, 4183 nucleotides. RefSeq lists its product as uncharacterized. The transcript has a single exon. The record is from RefSeq and is a predicted model, not a curated record. Lineage: Eukaryota; Euglenozoa; Kinetoplastea; Trypanosomatida; Trypanosomatidae. The annotation marks the transcript as partial.
AUGAGCCACGCCGAGCACCUCGGUACAGCCUUUGCGAACAUUGUUUAUGCCUUUUUGAUCACCAUUGACACUGAGGAUUAUGACGCGUUUAUCUGCCGAAUGUUUGAGCGGGAGUCUCGCGAAAAGAGGACGUUGAUUGCAUUUCUUAUGAAAAAGAGGGCGGUUUAUUUUUCACUCUUGAAUAAUGUUUUGGAAAAGGAGGAAGGCGCUGAGGGGGAAGGGAGCCGCCUCGCCGAUAGCUGGAACCAGGACAGCGAAAGACGGAGCUUCAGGUUUCCGCAGGAGAUGCCGGAUGCACCUGUGGUGGGAUCCUUAGAGCGAAAUAUGGCAAUAAAUGACGUUGUGUCGCAAUUAACGAUUGUACGGAAUGCCUUUUUGGAAAAUAUUUUAAAAAUCCCGGGAACCGUUCCAUCUGGGAGGCCUCCUGCCAUACACCGAUCACUGCAACAGAUACCAAAUGUCUCUUUGAACACAUUGGUGGAAGGUGUGACUAAGACAAUAAUGGACGUAGUUUUGUCCCUGUGCAAUAAAAUAGAGCAGAAAUACUCUUCAAGCCUUUUUUCACGGCCAAUAGUGUUGGCUGAUCGGAGCUUAAGAAGCGAUUGCACCGGUCAGGGAGACUGCACUCUCAUACAAAUGCUCAGUAGUGCGGUGGAAAUUAUUUGGGCAUAUAGUCUGUAUUUUAUUUUAGCCUCUAAGGACGUUGUCCAUCUUCCAUCAGGAGGUUUUGUACAAUGUAGUCGAUUUCUUUUGUGUGACCUUUCAAUGAAUUCUGUAGGCGAGACGACUAGUUCCCGUCCCUCUCUUUGUGACCUGCCACCGGUAUUUUUUCUUUCUUUUGACCUCGCCAUGAAGUUGGAGGAACAUUUUCACGGUAUUCUCACUUCGGGGAACGUUUUAUCGACACCGUCAGGAAUGCACCUUUUGUUACUGAGCUGCUCAUGCUACGAGCUGCUUACCCAAGUGGAUGAAACUUUAACUGAGGAUGUUUGGAGGGGAAUGAUCAAUACAUGUGCGUCCGUUAUGAAACUCACACGUCGAUCUUCUCAGGACUGGGAGGAUGUGGAUUGGAGCAAUCUUAUUCAUGAAGCGGAUCCAUCCCACAGCACUGCGGAUCAUGGAUGUCUUGUGCAGGAUUUGAUCUUUAUUUGGAGGCGGCAACACGGAUGGUGGGGAACUUCAAUGGAUGAUAAAUCACAUGUUGCGGAUAAUUUACGGGCAAAUAGUCUUCCAAUUUUUCUUAGAGAAUAUCCAUCAUCUUUUUUCUCAUCCCGUUUUAAGGAAACGAUCGCCAUCGUUUUAGAUGUCUGCGGGCUAUCAAAGACGAGCAACGGCGGUAAAAAUGAAAGGACAAUAGGAGAUAUUUUUAGUGGAUUGUAUCGCUGCAUGAUGCAUUUAUGUUAUAUUUUCAAUCAUCGUGUGGCUACACAUGCUUUACUGAACGAUCUUCUUGAUCUCCUUCGAAAGAUGUUGCUGCUUUCGAAGAAAGAGAGGCGAUUAAAAGAGUUGGUGACAAUUGUUCUUUCCUUAUGCCUCCUUCCUCAAUCAUUCCCUCACGGCAGUGCCUACUCUGAUACGCAGCAGCAACAGUGUGUAUGCACAAAAAAAGUGGUGGAGAGUUUGUUGGACGAAAUUGACAACUGGCGUAAAGCUAAAAAUGCCAUCUGCUACGCACUUUCAAUGGCAGCACUUCUUAGCAGGUGUUCUCUAAAGGAAUUGGAGCGGAGGCUGCCUCUGUUUUUUGCCACCAUGGAGUCAUGGUUUGCGUCGGCAAAUAACAUGGAAAGAAUUGCUAUCCUUCACUCCACACUGCACGCCGGGGGAUUGCUGUGUGACGUGUGCGCCAAUAAUGAUUCUGCCUCCCCGUACAAGUGGAAUGAUUCUAUUUCGAGCUUUUUUCAUUCCGUGGAAAAGAUGUUGCUAAACGGAAUUGGUUCUAAGCCGUGGAAGAACGCACCUUUCAGUUCUUCCUGCAUUGAAAUUGCUUCGGAUCUUUUGGUUUUCACACUGCAGCAGGAACCAUUUCAGUCAUCGGCACUCCAUUGGCUAGCGAGGCUAAUGGAAACGAAAGCGAAGUCAAGAACCCUAUCGAAGAGCGGAAUCAGCGCCGUCGUUACCCGUGGUCGAUUGAUAGCCAUAAGAACCAUUUGGGCCCUUUUUGAGUUGUAUUACUGUGGGAGUCACGCCCUUGUUAGACACGGAGGACUUGCCGCAAAAGAAAUCUUUUUGGCCUGCAGCCAUACGAGUGAGAACAGGAAGAGGCUUUGUGCCCUGUAUAACACACCCCUUGAUCAAAAGGGUUCUAUAAAAGAGACAAUAAUUGGAUUUAUUGCGCUUCACGGGACGUGCUACAGACCGGUGGUGGCCACUGUGGAGGCUCUUGCGAUAUUUUGGCGAGGGGGGCAUUUAAAAAAUGUGAUUAAUUUUGUGAGGACAAGCGAGGAGACUCGGCAGGGGAUCACUGAACUUCGCGAGGCCGCCUUUCAUUAUGCCGGGCAGAUCCAUAAGAACGGAUAUUCUGAAGAAAACAUGGAGUACGCCCACCAACUGGUUCCCAUUUUUCUAAUUGCUCGUUUUUGGGAUCCGCCGCAGGUGCUGCUGGAGUAUAACCUUGCACUUCCAAUGUUACUCGUGGGACCAAAGACGCCAUUGUAUGAUGCAGUGUCAAACAUUGUGUUUCCAUUUUACUUUCUUAAGAGGAAUGAAAAAGGCAUGUGGAGUUGUGCUCUCGCCCUACACCGACUAGUAGAAUGCAUCAUUGUGUUAUUGGGCAAUGAUGAGGAUGACCGUGUGGCACAUCUAGCGGAGUACGUGGCAUUGAACCUUAUGAACCUGCGGGAUAGAAUGGAGUCCCUUGUGAAUGAAGAAUUGUGCGCAGUGAAACCCGAGGAAAAUGGCGUGGCAGGUUUCUCCUUUAGUAAGAAUUCUUAUGAUAAGGAGUCUUACCAUAAGAAACUGGCCUCUUGUCGCAGCAAGUGGGCAUGGCUGUUGAAUGUAUUGGAUAUGAGUCCACUGAGUCCCAAAGAGUCGCUCUCUUCAACGGAUUCACAGAAUUGGUGUGCCGUCCCCGCUGUGCGCAACGCGGCUCUUGUAGACUUGCUGGAAGGACUGGCAGUCGUACUAUUGGGCCACACAAAACUGCAGGUGCGCCGAAAUGCGUUAUUUCUUCUGGAGUUGGUUUCUUCCCUUUUGCGUUUGCAGCGAAUUCAUUGCGGGGCAACAUCACAGGUAACCGACAGUUCACUCCUUGAUGACAACCAUUACAACGCACACGACCCGAUGCUAUCCACACUAAAAGCAAGCAGACCUUCUGUGGGCGCUGAGGAGCCUCGCUAUCCGCGUGUUGCGGUAGCAGAUAUUUUUGAAGAACUAGGAGAACAGUUUGACGAAAUGUACGCCUCGAAUAAGGAACGCUACGUGCCUCUUGUUCAUGUUUUUGAAGGACGAUUGCCCAGUUUGGCAAGCUCCAUAAAUGAUAAAUUAACCGAGGAUGCAAAGCAUAAGGUCUCAAGGGACGCGUGGCCGAAGCCGAGCUUUUAUCACAAGGUCCUCGAUUGCCUGCAUCCAUCAACAAUUGGACGUGAAAGCACGCUGACUGCCACGUCGUUUGGUGUACAUUGCCUCUCUGAUGAUGGGACCACACCCCACUUUGUUUUUGUUUCCACCACCGCACUGGCGCUCCUGAUGUAUGGCUAUUGCCCAGGUUCUGUGCUGGUGCGUGUGGUGUGUGCAAUUGCGGGAGAGAUAGUUGAAAGAGGAGUUAAGCGGUACAUCGAGCGAAGUUCACCUGUUUGGAGGUCCUGCUAUGCGUUGAAUUUUCUUUUGCUGUGUGUUGAUAAUGUGAAGUCAUCCCCGGAUGCCAACCGGUUAACACGUGGGGGCGAGCGGAACCGCCCAGGGCAUCAACAAGGCGGCAACUCUACAUUUGUGGGUGGUACCGAUGAUUUGAAGGAUGUAGACUGGCAAAUUGUGAACCGCUAUGCGGCGUAUCAAAACCUUAUGAACGUUGUCACGGUGCCUCUUCUUUUGAAUGAAAUCAACACGGAGAACAUCCCACCAUGUUUUUUGGAUAUGAUGCAAUAUUUACUUCUUGGUCCAAUGGAAUGCGUCGCGACGGGAAAUACAUCUCUUGUAACUUACUGUGGUGUAAUGGAUAGCGACCAUCCCAUCGUAACGGCAAUGC